Candidozyma auris is the source of this 1530-nucleotide messenger RNA. RefSeq lists its product as uncharacterized. Bases 1 to 1530 code for a protein of 509 amino acids. Lineage: Eukaryota; Fungi; Ascomycota; Pichiomycetes; Serinales; Metschnikowiaceae. The transcript has a single exon. The record is from RefSeq and is a predicted model, not a curated record. Gene Ontology annotation, molecular function: protein binding.
AUGUCGCGUCUCACAUCCAAGCAGCGGCAGGAGCUUCACAAAGCCAUAUACCAGUAUGCGGAGCAAAUAAUUGCCUCCUCCGAGCUGGACACGGAUCUUCUACCGAAACUCGAGCACCUUCUCGAGAUCAACCCUCUGCAGACAGAAACAAUCGUAUCCAACUACUUAGAGAAGAAAUGGACCACGGUGGUGAGACUCCAGAAGAAAAUUCUAGAUUUGGAAAACGAGGUGGUCUCGUAUAAGCUGCUUCUUGACUCUCUUUCGCAAAAUGGCCUGAACGGCUCUGCAGUAGUGCUUCCUCGAGAUAAGCUCGGUUGGCUUCCGAAUAUCAACUCGAAAACUUACAAGACGCUGUCGAAUCAGCUUGUCACUUCUGUUGCAGUUCAUCCACUGCUUCCCUUGGUUGUUGCCGGAUGCUCAGAUGGGAGCUUGAUUUCAUGGAGCAUAGUGAACGACUCUCUGGGGAUCCCAGAGAAAAACGUUGCUGCUCACACCCGAGGCGUCACCAGCUUACAAUGGCUGCCAUUUCCUGUUGCAUUGGCGGACACCGGACCAAAAGACUGGUUGAUGGCCACGUCUUCCCUGGACUUGACGGUGAAAAUUUGGGAAAGCGACACUCUUAAGCAUGUACGAACGCUCACGGGUCACGAACACACAGUCUCUUCUGUUUGCUUUUCUCCGUCCAACCCUUCUAUUCUUUACACUGCUUCUCGAGACCAUUCUGUGCGUGUGUGGGACUUAAAGAGCGGCAUUUGCAUUAGAAAGUUCGUGGGCCACAGUGAAUGGGUCAGAGACGUCGAUGCUGCAUCUGUGGAGCAUAAGCUUGCGCUUGGGGAUACUAGAUCGUCCAUGGGCGACUUCUUGCUUACAUGCUCAAACGACCAGUCUAUUAGGCUCUCGCAUGCUGACACAGGGAUCGGUCUUGCGCUUCUUUUGGGACACACCCACGUUAUAGAGUGUGUGAAAUUCUUGCCCCACCUUUCGAACAAGUACAUUGAUGGAUUUGUGCUUCAAAACCUCGACAAAUUUAAUUAUUUGACGGAGGAAAUUGUCAAUGACCCAUCGUAUAUCCAGACUUUGGGGUACAAGUAUUGUGUAUCUGCUGGGAGAGACAACUUGAUCAAGUUGUGGCUUCUACCCCCUCCGGCAUUCCGCCCUAAUCGUCCUCCUGCUCCUUCCAUUCUCAACAAUUCGCAAGGCUGGCACCUUGCUGAUCUAAUCGGACAUCAGUCGUGGGUAAAAAGCUUAUGCAUCCACCCUGGCGGACGCUUUAUCAUAAGUGGUGCUGACGAUAAAACUAUUAGAGUAUGGGAUCUUUCUACAUUAAUAGAGAAAGGUCUGGUUCUCUGUGGAAAGAUUCUACAAGCACAUGAAAGUUUUGUCAAUUCAGUUCACAUGGCGCUGUUUGAGGUGGAGUUUAACAAAAAUGACGAGCGUACCGAGGAAGCCAUUUUGAAGAAGAUCGAAUCAAACAUGAGGUGUAUAUUCGUUACUGGCGGUGUUGACAAGACGGUAAGGUUAUGGAGCUAA